This is a messenger RNA of Wallemia mellicola CBS 633.66, 1585 nucleotides long. RefSeq names its product DUF1640-domain-containing protein. NCBI's taxonomy places the organism in Eukaryota, Fungi, Basidiomycota, Wallemiomycetes, Wallemiales, Wallemiaceae. The coding region runs from base 33 to 638 and encodes 201 amino acids. Gene Ontology annotation, cellular component: mitochondrion. The transcript has 2 exons. The record is from RefSeq and is a predicted model, not a curated record.
AGCACCUAAAGUUAGGUUUCCAAGUUACGACGAUGUUCAGAAAUAUAAUCUGUUCUAAAAAUAUAUUUAGAAGAAAUUACGUUACAUCACCACCAAAUACUACUGCAUUUGAUACCCAUGGUUUCGUUAAACGCUUAGAACAGGAAGGUGUACCAAAGCAGCAAGCAGAGGGAAUCAUGUUUGGAUUAUCAAACGUCAUCGAUGAAUCCGUGAGGAAUAUGGCUGCCGAUAUGGUUAGUCGUGCAGAACAUGACAGGAAUCAUUACACUCAGAAGGUUGAUUUCGCAGCACUCAAAUCUGAGAUUCAAUUACACGAGAAAAGCGACUUGACGUCUCUAAAAGCCGAGAAUGAGCGUUUGAUGGGUGACGUAGAAAAGCUCAAACAACGUUUGCGAGAGGAGAUAACACGCACUCAAGCGGGUGUACGUCUUGAUCUUAAUCUCGAAAAAGGUCGUAUUAGGGAUGAAUCUAGCGUGCAGGAACUCAAAUUGAAGGAAGUAGCAGCUAGAAUGGAGAGUGAAGUUGCCGCAGUGCGCACUCAAAUGGAGUCCUCAAAGAUGGCGCUCUUGCAGUACAUCAUUGGUAUACUCACCGGUGGUGGUGCUCUCCUCUUAGCAUACCUCCGUCUGAUCAGAUAAUUGUACUAUUAUACCUGUAAAAUUACAUGCACUAAAAUACAAAACUAGUAACUGCUCGUUGAGCUGCCUCUCUAGCUGCGUUAGGAUUAGCUGGGGGUUCUUCUAUAUUAUUGUCAUCAUCAUUGGUGUUAUCGUUAUCUUGGGUUUCCUCAUGAUUGAGUUGUUCAUUAUAUAUAGUCUCACUUGCUGGUUUCUUUCUCUCGACACCAAGGAUGCCCAUCAAUUCAUCCAACACUUCUUUACCAGCCCGCUUCGAUGCUCUAUCUGGCUGAUCAGGGGGUAAGAAGUUAUCAUCGACCGUUUCAUCGAUGAUAGCAAGAUUCUCGACAUUUUCGCCAUCGAAUACAACCUCGUCACCACCGCGUUUGGGUAAAGAACCCGCAUUAGUCUGAUUAAGGAGGUAUUCCGUAACGUCAUCUUGGUCGUUCGUACCUUCAUCUCCAAAAUGCUCUUUAUCGGUAUGCGAGUUAUCCGCGAUAUCUUCUUCCUCGUGAGUAUUGCGAAGAUGCAGCUCUAAUCCACCUCGGUUUGGUUUCUUCGACGCGCGAGAAGCACAAGAGACGCCCUCGUCUAUGCCCUUGGCGUAGCUUUUGAGAGCCUGACUGAGAUGCGUGUGUGCAGCAUAAUAGCCCUCGUACUGCCUCCUGGUGUAGCAUUCGAAGAGAACAUCGUGUGCUUUUUCGAGAUUCCGCAAGGUAUCCAAAGUAAGUUUUCCCUUCUUGUCAUCUGUGUCUACUUCUCGGGGCUCAUCAAGUAUAUCAAGACCUUCCUGCAUCCUACCGUUCAAAUUUCGUAAAUUAGUUGCGAAAUCGCGAGUUAAAUCGCGUACUUUCCGCCAAUAAUCAUCCGCAAUUUUGGUAUAUUGUAAGGCAAUGAUUGCACAAACAAGUUCUUUGCGCUCUUGGUGUAGAUUCUGACGAAGUUCCCAAAGACGUGUUUUGGAAAGC